UAGGUUCGAAGCCAACAAUAUUAAUCAAGCCAAGUUACUUGACGGUCGAAGAAGGGAAUCCUGCCGAAUUCCACUGUGAUUCAUCGGGUGUUCCACAGCCCGAAGUAUCGUGGAUUCGUGUCCGAGGUGAAAUGAAUCCCAGCGCAACCUUUGAAAAUGGUAUUUGGAGACUACCCUCCGCCAGGAAAAGCGACGAAGAUGAAUACAAGUGUAUCGCGCGAAAUAGUGCCGGUACCACCGAACAUCGAACGAUUCUCUACAUCACUGAACGCCGUGAGCCACCACCAGACAGACCAAUUAUUGACCCUAUCGAAUGGGUAGGUGGCCCCACUGAACCUGUCCAACUUGUGUGCACCGCGUCGCUUGAUGCCACAAUCACUUGGACCAGGGCCGGAAAUUCUGUUUAUACCUCGUACGACGUGCGAAAUGGCCUAUAAUACGUCUGACAAAAAAAUAAAAAUCACCGGAAAUGUCCAAAACCAUCAGCAGAAAACUAAGCUCGAAAUUACAGGUUGCACGACCGGAUUUACUUGGUGGGGGCUUGUAGGCUGACCAUUAGCGGGGGCCUAUGGAUGGAAAUGAAAUGAAAAAUAUACUUUUUCCAUGUUUCUUGCCAUAUGGAGAAAUCUUCGACUAACAUAGUUUUUCAUUUUUUUUUUUUUUUUAUCAACAUAUUCAAAUAAUACAGGAAAACUGAACAAUAUUUGAUGCACGAAAAUUAAAUAAUGAUUUUUAUUUUUAUUUGCGAUUUAUAUUAACAAUUCUUUUGGAACAGGUGGACU
Molecule: messenger RNA, 782 nt
Organism: Neodiprion fabricii
Lineage: Eukaryota; Metazoa; Arthropoda; Insecta; Hymenoptera; Diprionidae
Product: basement membrane-specific heparan sulfate proteoglycan core protein-like
Exons: 3
Coding region: 132-437 (101 amino acids)
Source: RefSeq, a predicted model, not a curated record